Messenger RNA from Helianthus annuus (common sunflower), 1763 nucleotides. Its product is annotated as tubulin gamma-1 chain. NCBI's taxonomy places the organism in Eukaryota, Viridiplantae, Streptophyta, Magnoliopsida, Asterales, Asteraceae. The record is from RefSeq and is a predicted model, not a curated record. Bases 130 to 1554 code for a protein of 474 amino acids. The transcript has 11 exons. Gene Ontology annotation, cellular component: centrosome; microtubule; nucleus. Gene Ontology annotation, biological process: mitotic spindle organization; meiotic spindle organization; mitotic cell cycle. Gene Ontology annotation, molecular function: structural constituent of cytoskeleton; GTP binding.
UUCUUCUUCGGUUGCCCGCCUGCCCGCUUUAACCUUUUUUCUACUGUUUUUCUCUUAUUUUAAACGACCGCCGUCCCCGCCACACACCGGAAUUCGAAACCCUAGAAAUUGAAAAACAGAUAAUCGGAGAUGCCUCGUGAAAUAAUAACACUUCAAGUUGGACAAUGCGGGAACCAGAUCGGUAUGGAGUUCUGGAAACAACUUUGUCUGGAGCACGGUAUCUCCAAAGACGGCAUACUUGAAGAUUUCGCUACUCAGGGAGGUGACCGGAAAGAUGUGUUUUUCUAUCAAGCUGAUGAUCAACACUACAUACCACGAGCAUUGCUUAUGGAUUUGGAACCCAGAGUGAUUAAUGGAAUCCAAACCGGUGAAUACCGAAAUCUUUAUAAUCACGAGAAUAUAUUUACUUCAAAGGAAGGAGGCGGUGCAGGAAACAAUUGGGCCAGCGGAUAUCAUCAGGGUAAGAGUUUUGAGGAGGACCUGAUGGACAUGAUUGAUAGAGAAGCAGAUGGAAGUGAUAGUCUCGAAGGGUUUGUUUUAUGUCAUUCAAUUGCCGGAGGAACUGGCUCAGGAAUGGGUUCAUACCUUUUGGAGACAUUAAACGAUCGCUACAGCAAAAAACUUGUACAAACAUACAGUGUAUUUCCUAACCAGAACGAGAUAAGUGACGUCGUGGUCCAGCCGUACAAUUCUCUUCUGACUCUCAAAAGACUUACGUUAAACGCCGACUGUGUUGUUGUUCUUGAUAACACAGCACUUAAUAGGAUUGCGGUAGAACGUUUACAUAUACAAAAUCCUUCUGUUUCUCAGACAAAUUCUUUAGUUUCAACCGUAAUGUCUGCCAGUACAACCACCUUAAGGUACCCCGGAUAUAUGAACAAUGAUUUGGUUGGCCUUCUUGCUUCUUUGAUCCCGACGCCUAGGUGCCACUUUCUUAUGACAGGGUAUACACCACUGACAGUAGAGCGCCAGGCUAAUAUGAUUCGCAAAACAACCGUACUAGAUGUUAUGAGACGACUUCUACAGACAAAGAAUAUAAUGGUUUCGUCGCAUGCAAGAACAAAAGCAGCUAGUCAAGCUAAGUAUAUAUCAAUACUGAAUAUUAUUCAGGGUGAAGUUGAUCCUACCCAGGUUCAUGAUAGUUUGCAGCGUAUUCGUGAAAGAAAGCUUGUUAAUUUCAUUGAGUGGGGCCCUGCUAGCAUUCAGGUUGCUCUCUCAAGAAAGUCUCCGUAUGUUCAAACUGCCCACAGGGUCAGCGGGCUCAUGUUAGCAAGUUACACUGGAAUCCGACAUUUAUUCUCUAAAUGCUUGAGUCAAUAUUCUCUACUAAGAAAGCGGCAAGCUUUUCUUGACAAGUACAGGGAUUUCCCGAUGUUUAGUGACAACGAUCUAUCAGAGUUUGAUGAGGCCAGAGAUAUAAUUGAGAGUUUGGUUGAUGAAUAUAAGGCUUGUGAAUCUCCAGAUUAUAUAAAAUGGGGAAUGGAGGAUCCGGAUCAUAUCCUAACAGGGGAAGGAAAUGCUACGGGGACAUUAGAUCCUAAGCUAGCAAUGUAAACAUGGCAAGUAUGAGACGUUCAAUUUCUUUUGCUUACUACACGACUGUGUGAUUGUAAUUAAACAUGUGUGAUUGUAUCUAUCUGUUGAGAAACGGACCCGUUGCUGCAGUAUGAUUUUGAGUUACUUAGAUAAUACUUUUAGCAUCGAAAAGUAUGUAUGUUGGGUGGGAUAUUAGCUUGAAAUAUUGAGAAAAUGUGUUUUGGUCA